AUGAACGGUAAUGAAACCAAUUACCAUGAAGGAGGGGAUUUUCCUGAUACCACCCAAGAUAUCUUUGAUGAUUUUGGAACGAUUUCACCAUUAUUUGAUUCCAAGGAAAGCUCAGUGGAGACAAUGUUCAGCCUCUUGCCACAAUAUGAAAAUCCCGGAGAUGUCACUACUGCUACUUCGAGUUUCGAUUUGUUUAAGCUAAUGUCACAAAACCAUGAUGAUUUUGAUUUUAAUAAUAAUAAUAAUAAUAAUAAUAAUAAUAAUAAUGAUUUCUCAUAUCAUCAGAGAUUAAAUUGUUUGAUGUCCGGGAACCCACAUGAGAUCAAUGUUCUUAAUGGGAAGUUAAGAAAUUUGCCAAAAAAUGUUGAGCUUGGAAGUAAUGAAUUUCCAAGAAUUGAAGAGGAUCACAAUAAUUCAGGAGGAAUUUUUCCUGCAUCAGAUGUAAAUUUAGAAAGUUGGUUAAUGAUGGUACCUCAAUCUGACCCCUUGUUCCAUCAAGGCUUAGAAUAUCAACUGCCUUCCCAUCACCAUAGUACAAUGGCAGUGAAUAAUAAUAAUAAUAAUAAUAAUAAUAAUAAUAAUAAUAAUAAUAAUAAAUCAUCAUCAUCAACAACAUUAUUAUCUCAAAUGCCAUUUGAUUUGCAAUUUCCCACUACCAAUCAUUGUUCGUUUCUGAAUACACCGCCCCAUUUCUCUCCAAGUUUCAAUGAAAAUUAUGAGGAAGUUACAAUCUCCAAUGAUGAUCCGUUUCCAAACAUAAACUAUCUUCUCAGUCCGACUUUUGAACAAUUGAAAGAGGAGUUCAGUAUCAAUGAUUAUUUACAGAAACUUUCCAAACAAAACCACCAUGCCGAACUUUGUGCUAAGCGAUACUAUUAUAAUCACCAUCUUUUGAAUAAUAAUAAUAAUAAUAAUAAUAAUAAUAAUAAUAUUAAUAAUAAUAAUCUGACUCCCGCCGAUAUACCCAUUGGUGGAAGCUGGGAGCUUGCUGGUAGGUCUUCGUACCGUGAUUUUGUAUCGACAAUGCAUCCAAUAAACUUCAUCCAUAAACGAAUUAAUCCUCAGAACUUACCCCUCGGAACCAUUGAAGCCUCUUUCUUGUCGAUCAAGGAACAAAUAAUCCACGCUUACUGUUAUUAUGACCCCAGAGAAGAAGAAAGAAUCUUUAGGAUCGAGGAAACCGAUUUCUACGCCAUGUUUGUUGCCAAACGGUUUGCCAGUCAUUGUAAAGCGGUGUUCCAACAUCUUAAAUUUUAUGAAAUUGAAGGAACCAUCGAUAACGUUCCUUACACCAAAUCGAUGAUCGCCAAUGAGAUUUUCAGUUAUUUCACUUAUAAAAAAUCUACAAAAAGGGAUCCUCCCGAGGUGGCGGCGUUCUAUAUCUACGAUAAUACCUCCAGAGCCACCACGUCAAGAAUUUUAGGGGUCACGCCAAUCGAGGUGUCAAUCAUCGAGUUGUUGAUCGAGCAAACUGCCGAAGAUUUGGGGAUUUUGAUCAAUGGUGAAAGAAUGCCCCGAACACUGAUCGGCGAGGUAUCACCGGAGAAUGUUAAAAACUUGAAGAAAAAAACCUGGAAUAAGAAACCAGAUAAGGUGAAGGAAAGAUUGUAUUCUGUGGCCAAAAAAGUAUUCUGGGAAACCUUUGGAUUCCAAGGAGCGAUACUUGAGUUUUUGGUGAAGAGAAUUGCCUCGGGAGUCGCCCAAAACAAUUUCAAGAGGAAAGAGAAGAAUCGUGGUCAGAUUGAAGGUAAUACUAACAAAAUCUUCAGAAAAAAUGUCGUGCAUGGAGGUGAUCUUCUAGAUAAUAGAAUUGAAACAUUACUUAAAUUAAGAGAAGCUAAAUCGGCCUUGAGAGAGAAAAAAAUUGAUACCAAAGGUAAAGUUUUAAAGGGUAAUUGA
Molecule: messenger RNA, 1899 nt
Organism: Saccharomycopsis crataegensis
Lineage: Eukaryota; Fungi; Ascomycota; Saccharomycetes; Ascoideales; Saccharomycopsidaceae
Exons: 1
Coding region: 1-1899 (632 amino acids)
Source: RefSeq, a predicted model, not a curated record